GCUGGGGGCCCAGGAGGCUGGGGCGGGAGGGGCUGGCAUGUGGUUCUGAGGGGAACGGAAGUCGGAAGCACUGGCCGCCACGUUCUCCAUUCUCAGGACUGAGGGCUGUGCAGCAGGGAGGCCUGCUCACCCAUCCCUGGGUGCUGUGGAGGGUAGAUGUGGAUUCCUGGCUGCCGCCCUGGCCUAUACGUCCCCUGACCCACUCAGUGGGACAGUGAAGGCAGGAAACUCCUGCAGGCUCCCUCACAGCCUGCUCUCUGUGGAUGAUGGGGGACAACAGACCCUCUGAACACCCCACACCUGUGGAAUUUCUCAACAUCUGUUUGGGAGACAACCUACUGACCCCCCCAGGAGCAUCCUGCAGGGAAGUGUGUGACCUUCCCAGACCUUGCAAGGAGAAGACCUGGGCCUCUGGGCCUCCUGAUUCCACAAGGCAAGAUGCUCCCCCAGGAGCCUCCAGUGCAGAGCCUGCACCCCUGGGGAGUGGCUCUUCCCAGGGGGGCCCCAGACAGAGCCAGAGCUCGUCCACGCAGGUGGCAUUCUGGGCAGGCAUCCUGCAGGCCCAGAUGUGCGUCCUGGACCUGGAGGAGGAACUGGAGAAGACGGAAGGGCUCAGGGCCCAGCUGAGAUGCUGCCUCCCCACAGCCCCUGCCAACCUCGCCACUUUCCCGUCCAGUCCAGCAGGCCUGGAAGACUCGGGCCUCCACCCCAGUGCACCAGUGGGAGAGGCCUCCGGGGAAGACAGCAGCGGGCCUGAUGGGGAGAGCCAGAACCCCGUGUGGCCGAGGAAGGGAAUGCCGGACUCUUCCCCAGAGUGGGGUGCUGAGGAGGAGAGUGUGUUUUUCGACAACCCUCUCUUUCUGGAGAGCCCUUGCUCAGACACUGGUUCCUCUGGAGCACACUUUUCUUGGGGGUUCCCAGACUCCCUUGCAGAUGUGAGGCCUGGGGCCCAGAGUCCACAGGUGCUGGAGCCUCCCGUCCUCGGGGGCAGAGUGCCAUGGGAGCUGGGGAGCAAGCUGGAUUUGGGGGACAGCACAGCCGGCUCCAGUGGGCACACCACGCCUCCGUUCCCCAUGCCCAUCUACAAACCACAUUUGCUCUCUGCGGCCCAGGUGGACGCCUCCAAGGGGCCUCCUGCAGUACUUUCUGGCUGGGGCGAGCACCAGACUGCUCGGGAGGACAGUCUUGACUCUGCCCCUCCCUUGGCAUCCUGUGUGGACGAAGCACUGACCUUGGAAACGGGACAUGUUCCAUCGUACCCUAGCCCAGCCUCACAACCUGUGCAACCCUGGGCCCUGCCCAGCCUUGAGGUCUGGCAGAUGGAAGAGGGUCCUUCCUGGCCCCAGGUGCCUCUUAUCUCCCAGGACAGAGGUGACUGGGAUGCUGAGUGGCCCCAGGAAUCUGCCCCCUGCACCUUGGCCCCUGGCCUCUGGGGGAGCCCAGCCUCUUCGCCGGAGCCUAGCAGCCCGGAGUCAGAGAGCAGAGUGCCUGGCCCCAGGCCCAGCCCUGCAUCCUCCCUGGAGGGCAGCCCACAGCUCCAGAGCCACCACUCAGACAUUUUUCCCAAGUGGACACUAGGUGUUUCACCCCCUUCACUCUUGGAGACAGACGGGGCAGAACCAAGCUCCUUGGAGAAACAGGAGACAGGAGAGGCCCCAAUCCCCGCAGAAGAAGUAAAGAAUGAAGGUCCAGCCAGGCCUUCAGAGCCUGGAGCUGCCCAGCCUGACGCUGACUUGACCUCCACAGAAGGUGGGAGUCUGAGGACACCGAUGGGCUUUUGCAGGCUUCCUGAGUGCCCCAUGCCUCACUCACAGUCCCCAGAGGAAGGCCAGAGGCCACAGGCUGGAGACAAGCUGGCCAAUGGGGUCAGGACUGCCCAGGUGGCCUGGAACUUGGCCGCUCGCCUCUAUCACCUUGAGGGCUUCCGGAAGUCUGAAGUGGCUGCCUACCUGCAGAAGAAGUACCACUGGAUGCCCCACUUUGCCUUCCCCCACCCCAACUCCACAUGGCCCUCCCACUCACCACUGGAUGGGGCCCUGGGGUAUGGGCCUGGGGAACUGGAGAAGGUUCCAGAGUGGCUGGUGGAGGGAGCUGGUUAUUCCACUGGGCUGUUGAGUGUGUGCCAGCUGCUCCAUGUGUCUCUAUGGCCACAGAACAUCGGGAAGAGCAUGAGCUGCCAGGAAUUUGUAACCAACCUGAAUGGCCUGCGGGAUGGUGGGAACUUCCCCAAGGAGCUGCUGAAGGCCCUCUACUGGUCCAUCCGAAGUGAGAAGCUCGAGUGGGCCGUAGAUGACGAAGAUGCAGCCGGACCUGAGAAGGCCCAGCUCUCUCCCCCUGCUGGCAAGAUAGUCAACCCCUUCCUCCAGCUGGCCCAGGACCCCACGGUGCCCACCUACAAGCAGGGCAUCUUGGCUCGGAAGAUGCAUCAGGAUGCAGAUGGCAAGAAGACACCGUGGGGGAAGCGCGGCUGGAAGAUGUUCCACACCUUGCUUCGAGGGAUGGUCCUCUACUUCUUGAAGGGACAGGACCACUGCCCUGAGGGGCAGAGUUUGUUGGGGCUGAUGGUAGAUGAGCCUGUGGGGGUGCACCAUUCACUGGCCACCCCAGCCACCCAUUACACCAAGAAGCCACAUGUCUUCCAGCUGCGGACGGCUGACUGGCGCCUCUACCUCUUCCAGGCACCCACUGCCAAGGACAUGAGCUCCUGGGUUUCCCGCAUCAACCUGGCCGCUGCCACGCACUCGGCGCCGCCCUUCCCCGCCGCGGUGGGCUCCCAGCGCAGAUUCGUGCGGCCCAUCCUGCCUGCCGGCCCCGCGCGGAGCUCCCUGGAGGAGCAGCAUCGAUCCCAUGAGAAUUGCCUGGACGCUGCCGCGGACGGCCUGCUGGACCUGCAGAGGAACUUACCGGGACGACGGGGCCGCAGCCGCGAACUGGAGGAGUACCGCCUGCGGAAGGACUACCUGGAGUACGAGAAAAUGCGCUACGAGAUGUAUAUGCAGUUGCUGGUGGCCCGUCUGCACUGCCCCUCGGAUGACCUGGGCCUGUGGGAGGAGCAGCUGAGCAGGGAGGCUGGAGGCACUCAGGAGCUCAAGCCCAGCCUGAAGAAGUCCCACUCCAGCCCAACCCUGCACCAGGAUGAGGCCCCCACCACAGCCAAGGUGAAGCGCAACAUCUCGGAGCGCAGAACUUACCGGAAGAUCAUCCCCAAGCGGAACCGCAAUCAGCUGUGAAGGAAGCCAGCACCACCUCACAGGCUCUGGGGUGGACUUGAGAUGAAAGUCCGCAGAGGCCGUAUUUCUGGGCCCACCCCUGCUGAAGGCAGCCCCAUGGCCCUGGGGUCCUCAUUCCCCUCUGUUCGCUGGAGCCUACCCCCCAGGCAGGACCCCAGCCCCCUGGUCCCUGGCUACCCCCGAGGAAGGCAGGAGCUCAAGGAUUUGGCCCCAUCCCCAGAGAUUGUUCCAUGUCACCCUCCACUCACCAGAAUCCAGGGUGGCCUUAUUUCCUGGACCUGAGGACACCUCAGUGCUUGUUUGAGGAUUGGAGCAUGCAAAGGCCCUUGGUGUCCAGGAGGCCUGGGCAGCAGGGGCCUCUGGGCACUGAAGCAAGCAGAGCUGCAGCCCUGAGGAUGACCUUGCUCUGGGAGCCAGGAGACGUGCUGGGAGAGGCCCUGGGAGCCCCCAGCCCACCUCCUGUGACUCAGGCCCUGCCCCCUUAGGGCCUAUCUCCUUUUCCCCUACAGCUAUCUGAGCUGCAGCAGCAAAUGAGAGGGGCCCCACCCUCCUCCCGUGCCAGUUGCUAAAGAGCAGAGCCCAUGGUGGUCAGUGAAGGCCGGUGGAGAGUUGGUGCCUCCAGAGCUCUGUGGGAGCCUGGGAACAAGGGGCCCUUGGAGAAGCUGAGUGGUGAGAGGUGGUGAUGUGUUCUCUUGGGGGCCCUUGUGCAGGAACCACGUCUCAGGAGAGUUGUGGGUAUCAGGUGCAGGUCUAGCUCCCCUCCACACACUCCAUCCCCUCAUUUCCGAGGGGUGUCAGGAUACCGUCCAGACCCUUUCCAUCCUGCCACCCGCAGCCACUUGGGGUUUUGCUGCCCUCCCUGGGGAGUCCCCUGUGCUGCCCUCUGGCUGCCACCCAACUGGGCCUGUUCUCUUGGGGAGGUUCCGGACACUCAUGGGCGAGGCUCUGCCUCGGGGAAGGAGGCUGGGGUGGAGGAGCAGCCACCAUUGUCUCUGUUCAGCCAAGUGUGCAAGCAGGCUGCCAGCCAAGAGGGCCUCUGUGCUGCCUGCCCGCCUCCUGCUGGCUGAUGCACUGCCUCCUUGGCUUUCCUGUUGGGCCCCCUCCUCUUGUCCAUGCUCGUCACCAGCUCCGGGGCCUGGACCUGCACCAAGGGUCCACCCCCUUGGGACCAAAAGGGGUGCCUGGCCAGAGCCCGGGGCUGGGCCAUGCACCCAAUGGGUGCACAAUAAACACGGGCCAAUGCAGAUGGAGGUGUCCGUGAGUGUGUGAGGAGGGGAGGACCAGGCAGUUCUGGGCAGCUGGGGCCACCUGCAGGGUGGCAGGCCGGGUCCCCUUUGCCCUGUGUGCAUAUUGGUAUCUGUGUGUCUGUAGGACCCUGUUUGUGUACAGGAGUCACACAUCUAUAGGCUGUCCAAACUAGAGGGGACCUCAGGAUCAUUUAUUCCAUCCCAAGUUUGUUCAUUUACUCAUUUCACAAAUAGUAUCGAUCACUUUUUAUGGACCAGCACUAGGGGAUUAAAAAGUGAAUUAAACCUGCCAUGGGCCUCCAGGACAUGAAACCCUGCUCCCUGGUUCACAGCUCUCAGCAAAGAGGCACGCCUUGUCUCGCUGGGGAGGCAUGCUGAAGACAUUGCCUCUGCACUCAGGGAUUCAGUCGGCAGGUCUUGGUCAGGAGCACAGAUAUGUAUUGAUGCUGCUUGGGUGACUGCUCUGUGGGGCAGUUAACAGCCACGGCAGAAUCCAAUGGUCUCAUUUGACUGAGGUGAAAACCCAGCUCCACAUGGACGUGACUCAGCCCAGGACUGAUGCUUACAAGCGAAAUGGCCUUGAGCGGCAGGUUCUUUGAUCUCAUUGGACAUGUAUCCUCAUUCCUGAAUCCAGAAAAAGGCGGAGGUUUGUCUGCA
Molecule: messenger RNA, 5134 nt
Organism: Manis javanica (Malayan pangolin)
Lineage: Eukaryota; Metazoa; Chordata; Mammalia; Pholidota; Manidae
Source: RefSeq, a predicted model, not a curated record